CCUUCCUCCGGGGGCCGUUACGGAGAGCCGGGAAGGUGCUGCCGGCCAGGCUGUCCCCCAGCCCCGGGAGUGGGCCGUGCGGAGGCGAGCAGCGCUGUAAGCGGCGGAGCAAGAUUUCCAGUCUUUUGAAAUGGUCGGGCUAGGAAACAGCCGUCGAGGGAUGAAAUCUCCACCUCUUUUAAUAGCUGCACUUGUGGCUUGUAUGAUCGUUUUGGGCUUCAAUUACUGGAUUGCACGUUCUCGAAAUGUUGAUCUACAGAGUCGGAUUAUGGAACUAGAAAGAAAAGUCCGCAGGGCGGCAGCAGAGAGAGGGGCUGUUGAACUCAAAAAGAACGAAUUCCAAGGUGAACUACAGAAGCAGCGUGAGCAGAUUGAUAAAAUCCAGUUCCUCCACGGUUUUCAGAUGGAAAAUGUCAAUAAAGUGCACGAGGAUGAGAAGGCAGUGUUAAUGAAUAACAUCACAACAAAUGAGCGAUUUAUCCAGAAUCUAAAAGAACACUUGAUAAAGUUACAGAAGGAAUACGGAAAGCUACAACUGGAUGUGUACCAGUUUCAGAAAAACCAGACUAACCUUCAGAAGAAAUUUUCCUAUGAUAUGUCCCAGUGCAUCAAUCAGAUGAAAGAGUUAAAAGAACAAUGUGAAGAAAGGAUAGAUGAGAUCACAAAAAAAGGCAGUGAGGCCCCACAGGCUAAGGAAAUCAAAGAAUUAUUGAAAAAUUCCAACAAAACCUACCAGGGUAAUAAUAUUCAGCUGCCAACUUUUAAUCGAGAGCUCCAUCUGCAUGACCUGGUAGAGCAGAAGGGAGAUGAGGAGCAAGAGAAGAACAAAAUUCCUGGAAAUGUAGCUCUAGAAGCAUCAAAGCCAACACCCACUGUAAAAAAGGUACCAGAGAUUGAGUUUCAUGGAGACAAAGAAGGGACACAUGAUCUGGUUGCAGUGAACAAAGAGGAGUCUAAAACAGAAGACGAGAAGCUUUUUGUUGAUCGAGGACCCCCACACGCUUCAGCCAAGAGUGCCGUGGAUCAUAAGGAACUAUUUCCUGAACUAGGAAAGGAACCAAAUUCGUAUGAGGGGGUAAAUGUUCCUAAAGAAGGUGAUGCAGAACGGGAGUCUGUCAAAAUGCAAGAACCACCUGCAGGCCAUGCUGUCAAUCAAGAAAAUGCUGCCAAUGAAGAAGUGGAGCGGGAGCACCUCUUAAAUUAUGACGCUCAGCCAGAUGACCAGGAGCCCAGUCAGGAUGAUAAACAGGGAGCUAAAGCAGCAAACCAGAACAACAUAGCAGUUGACUACAACCUAGAUGAAAAUGAAGGUGAAUCUGAAACUGACAAGCAAGCAGCACUGGCAAGCAAUGAAAAUAACUUGCAUGCCCCAAAUCCUGAAGAUCUGAAUAUGAAGAACCACUUAUUUGAUCAAGGUGAAGAGGAGAGACAGAGGCUGUGAAUAAGGAAGCACACCAUGUGUGACUCAAUCACUUGUAAACAAAUCCAACCAUAAAGAUCCAGGUGAAGCUAGAAUGCUUGAUUGCUGUCUCAAGGCUUUAAAAGGGUCCCAAAUCAAGUAGAUUGUGGUUGUGAAGUUUUAGUACUAUGCUUCAAUGGUUAAAACUAUACUUUGUCUCUUAGAGGUUUAAAGGAGUUCUGACUUGUCAAAUUUUUUUUUUUUUUUUUACUGUUUUUAAAACCUUAAUUAGCUAGCAAUAAUUGAAAUACUUUUACAGUCAGCUAAGUUGUACAAUCAUA
Messenger RNA from Chelonoidis abingdonii (Abingdon island giant tortoise), 1740 nucleotides. RefSeq names its product golgi membrane protein 1 (gene GOLM1). Gene Ontology annotation, cellular component: Golgi apparatus. Lineage: Eukaryota; Metazoa; Chordata; Testudines; Testudinidae. The record is from RefSeq and is a predicted model, not a curated record.